Messenger RNA from Guyanagaster necrorhizus, 480 nucleotides. RefSeq names its product ribosomal protein S19e. Gene Ontology annotation, biological process: ribosomal small subunit assembly; translation. Lineage: Eukaryota; Fungi; Basidiomycota; Agaricomycetes; Agaricales; Physalacriaceae. Bases 1 to 480 code for a protein of 159 amino acids. Gene Ontology annotation, molecular function: structural constituent of ribosome; RNA binding. The record is from RefSeq and is a predicted model, not a curated record. Gene Ontology annotation, cellular component: cytosolic small ribosomal subunit; ribosome. The transcript has 3 exons.
AUGCCGGGCGUAAGAGAUGUCAGUGCUGAGGCAUUCAUUGCCGCAUAUGCUUCCCACCUAAAACGAUCUGGAAAACUUGAGGUUCCAACAUGGGUUGACCUCGUCAAAACUGGCCACUUUAAGGAGCUUGCCCCCUACGAUCCCGACUGGUACUACGUUCGUGCAGCUGCUGUCGCCCGUCACAUAUACCUUCGCAAGGACGUCGGUAUCGGUGCCCUCGCAAAACUUCACGGUGGCCGUAACAGGCGCGGAAACCGUCCAUCACACCAUGAAGACGCAUCCGCCUCUGUGCAACGGAAAAUCUGCCAGUCGUUGGAGAAAAUCGGUGUCCUGGAGCAAACCGAGCGGGGCGGCCGUAGGAUAAGCCAGGACGGUCAGCGAGAUUUAGACCGGAUUGCAACUGCUGUCGUUGAAGCUGCUCGUGAGGAGGAAGAGGACGAAGAGGAGGAGGAGGAGGAAGCUGAGGAAGACGAUGAGUGA